This is a messenger RNA of Anolis sagrei ordinatus, 1290 nucleotides long. RefSeq names its product hydroxysteroid 11-beta dehydrogenase 1 (gene HSD11B1). Gene Ontology annotation, cellular component: endoplasmic reticulum membrane; intracellular membrane-bounded organelle. The record is from RefSeq and is a predicted model, not a curated record. Gene Ontology annotation, biological process: steroid catabolic process. Gene Ontology annotation, molecular function: 11-beta-hydroxysteroid dehydrogenase (NADP+) activity; steroid binding. NCBI's taxonomy places the organism in Eukaryota, Metazoa, Chordata, Lepidosauria, Squamata, Anolidae.
CCUGCUGCAUUACACUAUCCUCCUCAGCUGCUGCACUGCACUCUGACUGCAAGCUCUUUGGGGUGAGAGAUGAAACCUUGCUGUGAACAGGAGCAGCCAGUCUGCACUGCGUGUGAAAGAGCCUCUGCCUGGCAGGUUCGGGAACAAUGCCUUUGCAAGCCAAGAGCCCACCUGGAGGAGGCACCCUGGGAUCUCCAAUGAAGUGAAACUUGAUGCUUUUCAGCAAAGACACACCUCUUUCAGGGUGGUGUUGUGCAAAUUUCUCUAUUUUAAACCUAGGGACAGGAAACAUGAAAUGGGACAUAGCCUGAAGUUUACUAGCACAUGAUAAAAAAGAGAAUCAGAGGCUUGCAAUGAAGCCCUUGUCACAAAUAUCCUGGAUUGUCAGGAGCUUGGACAUUUGAGGAAGUUGCUGCUUCACUACACAAACAGUUGAAAUGCUGAAAGGGAAAUAUGUGAUUGUUACUGGGGCAAGCACUGGAAUCGGCGAGCAGAUGGCGUACCACCUGGCGCGCAUGGGUUCCCACAUACUAAUCACUGCACGGACAGAAGCCAAGCUCCAAAAAGUAGUCUCUCGGUGCUUGGAACUUGGGGCAGCCUCUGCCAGGUAUGUGAAUGGCAGCAUGGAAGACAUAAUAUUUGCUCAGUUAGUAGUGAAGAAAGCAGAGGAAUUAUGGGGAAACCUAGAUAUGCUUAUUCUCAACCAUGUUGGCAGUUCCUACUUCAAAUUUUUUGAUAGUGAUGUUGGGCAUGUGCAAAAACUCCUGGACAUCAAUUUCCUAAGCUAUGUGAGCAUGACAGUAGCAGCUCUUCCCAUGCUGAAGAAAAGUGGAGGAAGCAUUGUAGUGGUUUCAUCUAUGGCAGGGAAAGUUGGAUUCCCGUUUACUGUUCCCUAUUCUGCAACUAAGUUUGCCUUGGAUGGAUUUUUCAGCUCUUUGCGGCAGGAAUUCGUCAUGCAAAACAUCAAUGUUUCCAUCACGCUCUGUAUCCUUGGACUCAUUGACACAGAAACUGCAAUGAAAGCCACUUCUGGCAUUUUUACAUCUCCAGCAGCACCAAAGGAAGAAUGUGCACUAGAAAUUAUUAAAGGUGGAGCCUUGCGUCAACGGGAGGUUUAUUAUGAAUAUACAUCCACAAAGAUCCCUCUAUUAAUCAGAGACUGGGUUCCAGAUCUCCUGGAUUAUCUCAUCAGGAGCAGCUAUAAUAUGGAAAAACUGAAAGAAGCUUAACUGAAGUUUUAUAGAGCUUUUGCUUGUCUUUCUAUUUCUCUUGUUCUGUUACAUAUACCUA